Messenger RNA from Jaculus jaculus (lesser Egyptian jerboa), 5164 nucleotides. It is a transcript of the gene Pou6f1, whose product is annotated as POU class 6 homeobox 1. The record is from RefSeq and is a predicted model, not a curated record. Gene Ontology annotation, biological process: regulation of transcription by RNA polymerase II. Gene Ontology annotation, molecular function: DNA-binding transcription factor activity, RNA polymerase II-specific; RNA polymerase II cis-regulatory region sequence-specific DNA binding. The transcript is spliced from 11 exons. The coding region runs from base 131 to 2074 and encodes 647 amino acids. Lineage: Eukaryota; Metazoa; Chordata; Mammalia; Rodentia; Dipodidae.
CUGGCUUCUUUGUCUGCGGGCGGCGGCCGGCUCGGCCCCGGCCCGGGUCCCCUGGCCCGGACGGUGAGAUGAAUCUGUAAUCGGUGACCGCCCGGCACCCGGGGCGAAGGCGGCUGGGGCUCGGGCUCCGAUGGUCUGGAAAUUAUACUUCAGUGUCACAUCAGCCUUUGCUCUUCUAAUCCCAUCUUACCCAGGAUGCACUAGGUGUGGGCAGGCGCCCACCCAGCUGACACUGGCCAUGGAUCCUGGAGCCCGGUCUGACUCGUCUCUGACAGUCAAUGAGCAGGUCAUCGUGAUGUCAGGCCACGAGACUAUUCGAGUCCUGGAAGUUGGAGUGGAUGCCCAGCUCCCCACUGAGGAAGAGAGCAAAGGCCUGGAGGGUGUGGCGGCUGAGGGCUCCCAGGUCGGAGGCCCCAGUGAAGCCACUGAGCCUGCUGGCGAAGCUGGGCCACAUACCCCAGACCCCUCGGUAGAGGCAACUGUGAAGUCACUCCCUGGGAUCCCUCCAAGUCCUGCCCCUACCAUGGCCACCUUCAGCCAGGCCCCAAGCCAGCCUCAGGCAUCGCAGACCCUGACGCCACUGGCUGUACAAGCUGCCCCCCAGGUCUUGACUCAGGAAAACUUAGCCACAGUUCUGACAGGAGUUAUGGUUCCAGCAGGGGCAGUUACUCAACCUCUUCUUAUCCCCAUCAGUAUUGCAGGUCAAGUGGCUGGGCAGCAGGGGCUGGCCGUGUGGACAAUUCCUACAGCAACUGUAGCUGCCCUCCCAGGACUGACCGCUGCUUCUCCUACGGGGGGAAUUUUCAAGCCACCAUUAGCUGGUCUCCAAGCAGCUGCCGUGCUGAACACCGCCCUCCCGGCACCUGUGCAAGCUGCCGCACCGGUCCAGGCCUCCUCGCCAGCCCAGCCCCGGCCACCAGCCCAGCCCCAGACGCUGUUCCAGCCCCAGCCGCUGCUGCAGACCACACCUGCCAUCCUCCCGCAGCCCGCCGCUGCCCCCACCGCUGCCCCCACCCCCAAACCAGUGGACACCGCCCCACAGAUCACCGUCCAGCCUGCAGGCUUCGCACUUAGCCCGGGAAUCAUCAGUGCUGCUUCCCUGGGGGGCCAGACCCAGAUCCUGGGCUCCCUCGCCACAGCUCCCGUCAUUACCAACGCCAUUCCCAGCAUGCCGGGGAUCAGCAGUCAGAUCCUCACCAAUGCUCAGGGACAGGUUAUUGGAACACUGCCAUGGGUAGUGAACUCAGCUAGCGUGGCGGCCUCGGCACCAGCACCAAGCCUGCAGGUCCAGGCCGUGACCCCCCAACUCUUAUUGAAUGCCCAGGGUCAGGUGAUUGCGACCCUAGCCAGCAGCCCCCUGCCUCAGCCUGUGGCUGUCCGGAAGCCGAGCACCCCGGAGUCCCCUGCUAAGAGUGAGGUGCAGCCCAUCCAGCCCACACCGGCUGUGCCCCCGCCUGCGGUGGUAAUCACCAGCUCAGCCCCAGCAGCCAAACCGUCUGCCUCUGCUCCCAUCCCGAUCACCUGCUCAGAGACGCCUACAGUCAGCCAGUUGGUGUCCAAGCCACAUACUCCAAGUCUGGAUGAAGAUGGGAUCAACUUAGAGGAGAUCCGGGAGUUUGCCAAGAACUUUAAGAUCCGGCGGCUCUCCUUGGGCCUUACACAGACCCAAGUGGGUCAGGCGCUGACUGCGACAGAAGGGCCAGCCUACAGCCAGUCAGCCAUCUGCCGCUUUGAGAAGCUGGACAUCACGCCCAAGAGCGCCCAGAAGCUGAAGCCCGUGCUGGAGAAGUGGCUGAACGAGGCGGAGCUCCGGAACCAGGAAGGCCAGCAGAACCUGAUGGAGUUCGUAGGUGGCGAGCCCUCCAAGAAACGCAAGCGCCGUACGUCCUUCACGCCGCAGGCCAUAGAAGCCCUCAACGCCUACUUCGAGAAGAAUCCGCUGCCCACGGGCCAGGAGAUCACGGAGAUUGCCAAGGAGCUCAACUAUGACCGGGAGGUGGUGCGGGUCUGGUUCUGCAAUCGGCGUCAGACGCUCAAGAACACCAGCAAGCUGAAUGUCUUUCAGAUCCCUUAGGACGUGGCUCCAGCCCUGUGUUCCAGCACGUUCUACUGUUCCCUCAGCACCAGCUGUUGACACUGCUGUGACAGUAUCGUGUGCAACUGUGCUUGCCCUAGGUCACGAGACUUCUGUGUGCAUGUGUGUCAGUGACGCCCUCUUCUGUCUCUCAUAUGCCACAUUCUGAGGAGGUCAGCGGGACCACAUGAGAGCCCCAGGCUCUGGACUGGGCAUGCUAAGGAGGGCAUUUAUGGUGUCACUUAGAGAAGCACUUUGCUAACAUGGUUUCUGAAGGGUGAGUCCUGGUUGGGAAUCAAAAAGGUUCUGUAUUUGGGGCAGGGCUCUAGCAGCUCCUGGAGACUACUGGCCAUUAGCUCUUAUUUUCUGUGGCACUGUCUUUCUACCCUCAUCUCCUUUAUUAUGGUGGCAGGCGUGACAACUCAUUCCGUGGAACCGCAUCUUCCCCUGUUUUGCAUACAGGCAUGCUGAACGCCCGAAAGCACCAAGGUGAUAAAAUUCAGAACAGUUCAUGGUGCUGCUCAGACCUUGACCUUAAGGUCAGAAGGUCCCCAGCUCCUCUGCCUGGUUCCUUUGGUGGGGGGGGGGGGGGCAGUCACUAAAGCAGAACCUUUCUUCUCCAGUUGGAAGGAAGCAACAGUGAACUCUCCUGUCCUGGACUUAUCCUAGGUCCACUGCCAUCCUCCCAAAUUCUAAUCUAAUCUUUGCCCGUGGCUAUCCUCCCAACAAAGAGUGUAGUUGAGAGCAGCCGGGGAACUAUGCACUGCCCUUGCUAACAUCAGCUCUAGAGAAAGAGGAGGAAGGCAGGCAGCUGUGCUCAGCACUGUACCACCGAUGCAGAGACAGGAGGAGGAAGGGAACAAUGACCUGCUCGCUCUUCUUGUGCCCAUGCCUGCCCCAACCCCGUAGGGGGUCCUCUUCGGAGGGGUACAUGAAACAGACAGCAAGGCGCUGGGGGAAGGACGCCAUCCUGAAAGAGCUGAUGGUAGCCCAGGAAGGUCUCUUGUGGAAGCUGACUUAACUGUGGUUUUCUUUGUAAACUGACUUUGUCCAGAAUCACUGGCCCAGGUCUCUACAAGCAAUCCUCCAGUUCUUUGAGUCAAAAAAAGCUCCAGAUCAGGAUGGGCUCUGCCUCUGGACAGGGUAGCCGUGGCAUUUGGGGGUUGAUAUCUUAUCCAAGCAGCUGAAGGAGUUUCCAGCCUCCCUGUGACUGGGCAGGCCUUUCUGUUCAGUUUGUUGGCUGGGGCUGUAGCUCAGUGGUAGGAGUGCUUACCUAGCACGUGUGAGGCUCUUUUCUGUCUCCAGCACUGAGAAAAGAAAAAUUAGUGUGUGACCGUAGGAGGUCAGGAGAGAACUAAAAAAGUUUGAGUGAAUCCAGUGUAGACCAUCCCUAUAAGACCACAAGUUCUAGGGGCUGGCUACCUUCUUCACGACUUUUUUAUUUGUCUGUUUUAUCUUUGUGAGACAAGAUCUCACAUAGUCUAAGCUGGCCUUGAACUUGCUAGGUAGCUGAAAAUGACCCUGAGCUCAUCCCUCCUGCCUUCACCUCCCAAGUGGUGAGAUACAGGCUCUUCACUACUCUCAGCCUUAAAGAGCCUGGUCCCUGGAAGCCGUCCACCACCACAUCACACCUAACCUACCCCUAGGGAGUGACAGGCAAGGGCAUGUCACCACCUCUGCUGGUCUCUGGUGCAGAGUCACUUGCAGCCUAGCUCCCUGUGGUGUGCCGCGUCCUCUCCUGCUUAGUGCCGGUCCAUCCCAGGCCCUGCAGUACCGGUGUGAGGCCACUUGGCAGACCUGCCAGCAAAAAGGACAGUUGUGUGUUUAAAGGACACAAAUAGACACACAAGCUUACACACAGGAGACUCACAGCAGUGAGACCAGCCACAUCGCCAGAGCACGGCAGGUGUGAAGAGGCAGUGGCAGAUCGUCCAACUCCGUCCAGGAGACACCAGGUCCCCAUGGGAGAAGCGCCACACUCAAGGUCAAGGUUAUCAGCCUGCCUCAGUGUGAAGGGGAAUGCACUGGGGAGGGGUAUUGUAAACACGUUCUUAGCAAGAAUCCUUACGAUGAAUUACUUCAGUGAACUAGACUAGGUUUUCAUGUUCAGACACCUCAUCAGGAAUGCUGCUUUUGGGGGUAGGCAAGGGGGGUGGGCAGGUCAAAGCUGACUCCCCUGGGGAAGUAGCAAACUUACUGCUCACAGUGAUACAGGCUGUAGACACGCAAGGGAAUACUGUUAUGUGGCAUGAUGGGGGGGGGGGCAAAAAAAUCAUGAACCACUGGUCUGAAUUAGGCCUCACCAUGCUUUCACGACCCCUCCCUUGUCUAAAUAAAUGUCUUCCCAAGGCUGGGCUAAAACUAACCCAUUUUCUCCCGUGCUGGAAAGAUGGAUGGGUCUUUCAGAACUAUACCAGAACCUGGAUGUUCACAGGCUUGACUGCCCAGGCAGUGGAGAUGCAGGGCAUGCCCGAGGUAUACCCCAAAACAGCGCUCACUGGCCUGUGACCUCUACCCUUGGGUUCCCCCACCAUGGGACCGCCCAGAAGCAGCUGGUGCCUGGACCACUUUUCUACAAGCAGUUUUUGUUACUUUUUUGUCUUUGCUAGCAUUAGGCUCUGAAGAAGAGAGUUAAUAUGUCUCAUUUUGAAGGCAUCUUUAUUGACCUAUGUCAGAGCUCAGUGACUUCUUGCCUUGGAAAGAUGGGAAAUGGGAAGAAAUGCUUUUAUCUGUGUGGCUCCUUUGUUUUAAAUGAAGGAAUACCAAAACUUCUAUGGCUUGCUGACUCAACUGGAGCCUUUGACCCUGUACUAACCAUGGCAUUUUAUCCAGGCAAAGUCCAGGGAAGAGUUUGGUCACGUGAAUUGAGGGCCACACUUGAUCUAGGAAUGAGAAAGCUGGAUGUGUCUGUGUUCUCGGAAGUCCAAUCACUUUCCUGUGUCCAGAUUUCCUUUCUUGUCUCAGGCCCCAUCCAACGUUAAUGGUCUGGUUGCUCCUGGUACAGGGCACUGCCCACUGACGGCUGGGGGGCGGGAUGGGGAGAGGCGCUUGAUGUAGUUGUGUGGAAUAAACUGUAUUUUUUCUUUUGUA